Molecule: messenger RNA, 351 nt
Organism: Phyllotreta striolata
Lineage: Eukaryota; Metazoa; Arthropoda; Insecta; Coleoptera; Chrysomelidae
Source: the annotation of a GenBank genome assembly
AUGGCUUCUUCAGCUGGGAUCUACAAAAGAAUUCUGUCAUUAUUAGAGAAAUGGCCGGUAGAUCAAAGUAAAGCAGGCGGAAGGGACUUUAAUGAAUAUCUGACCAAUUUCGUAAACACCGCAUACAAAGAAAAUAAAUUCGAAACCAACCACAAAUACUGGGACAACCAAUACUUAGCAUUGCAAAAGUUGAUCAACAACAAUCACAAAAACAAGUAUCGAAGGUCGUUAAACACCUCCGCCACAGGACUGUCCGCAGAAGAAUGUAAUUUGGUGCUCUCCAACAAGAGUUUAGAGGAAUUAAACGUACAAAAGAAAUCAUUUUUCCAAAGUUUAAUAUCGUUAAAAUAA